Lepus europaeus (European hare) is the source of this 2903-nucleotide messenger RNA. RefSeq names its product bromodomain testis associated (gene BRDT). Gene Ontology annotation, biological process: positive regulation of transcription elongation by RNA polymerase II; chromatin remodeling. The record is from RefSeq and is a predicted model, not a curated record. The transcript is spliced from 18 exons. Gene Ontology annotation, cellular component: chromatin; nucleus. The coding region runs from base 45 to 2903 and encodes 952 amino acids. Lineage: Eukaryota; Metazoa; Chordata; Mammalia; Lagomorpha; Leporidae.
ACGUGUAGACAACAUUUGGAUAACGGGAUUCGAAGCAGUUAAAAAUGUCUCUGCCAAGUCGACAAAUAGCCCUUGUCAACCCUCCUCCACCAGAGUUUAUAAACACUAAGAAAAAUGGGCGGCUGACAAAUCAACUGCAGUAUCUACAGAAAGUUGUCCUAAAGGCUCUAUGGAAGCACAGUUUCUCUUGGCCUUUUCAACAGCCUGUGGAUGCUGUGAAGCUCAAGUUGCCUGACUAUUAUACCAUUAUAAAAAGCCCAAUGGAUUUAAAUACAAUUAAGAAGCGCUUGGAGAAUAAAUAUUAUGUGAAGGCUUCAGAAUGCAUAGAAGACUUCAACACCAUGUUCUCAAAUUGUUAUUUAUAUAACAAGCCUGGAGACGACAUUGUUCUUAUGGCACAAACUCUAGAGAAGUUGUUUAUGCAGAAACUGUCUCAAAUGCCACAGGAAGAACAAGUUGUGGGCGGUAAGGAAAGAGUAAGGAAAGGCACUCAACAUAAUGUAGCAGCGGCUUCUAUUAAAGAAAAAACAUCCCCCAAAGCAACAGCCAAGCAGCAAAUGAGUUGCUCUGUGUUUCCAGAGAAAUCUACUUCUCCCUUAAACACAAUGCAAGGAGCUCCACCCAAUCCUAGCUCACAAACUGUGGCCCAAGUUUCAAGAGGUGUCAAGAGAAAGGCAGAUACAACAACUCCUACAACUUCAGGAGUUAAAGCGAAUAGUGAAUCUUCUCCAAAACUUACAGAAAAAAAAUCAGUAGGAAUGCCACAAAUAAAAGAAAAUGUGGUGAAGAAUAUUUUGCCAGAUUCUCAGCAACAAUGUAAAGAUUUAAAGAGUGUUAAAGUAACUGAACAAUUAAGGCACUGUAGUGAGAUUCUUAAAGAAAUGCUUGCAAAGAAGCACUUAUCAUAUGCAUGGCCCUUUUAUAAUCCUGUCGAUGUUAAUGCUUUGGGACUCCAUAACUACUAUGAUAUUGUCAAAAAUCCAAUGGAUCUUGGAACUAUCAAGGGGAAAAUGGACAGUCAUCAAUAUAAGGAUGCUUGCGAAUUUGCAUCCGAUGUUAGAUUAAUGUUCAUGAAUUGCUACAAGUACAAUCCUCCAGAUCAUGAAGUGGUGACCAUGGCAAGAACACUACAAGAUGUUUUUGAAAUGCAUUUUGCAAGGAUCCCAGACGAACCCGUUGAACAUAUGCCUAUGUGUUACAUCAAAACAGAUACUGCAAAACCCCUUGGUAGAGGAAGCAGUAGUGAAGCUUCUUCUGAAGAUAACUCUUCAGAUGAUUUUGAAGAUGAACGUGUUCAGCGUCUUGCAAAACUUCAGGAGCAGCUUAAAGCCGUUCAUCAACAGCUACAGGUUCUAUCUCAAGUACCUUUUCGUAAGCCAAAGAAAAAGAAUGAGAAGUCUCAAAGGGAAAACAAAAAAGAGAAAGUAAAUAACAGAGAUGAAAAUCCAAGGAAAAAGUUUAAGCAAAUGAAACCAAAGGAAACGUCAAAGAGCAAUCAACCAAAGAAGAGGAACCAACAGGUCUCUGCUGUGAAAUCUGAGGAUGAAGGUAACUCCAAACCUAUGAACUAUGACGAGAAAAGACAAUUAAGUUUGGAUAUAAAUAAACUCCCUGGAGAUAAGCUUGGCCGAGUAGUUCACAUAAUACAAUCAAGAGAGCCUUCUCUGAGAGAUUCCAAUCCUGAUGAGAUAGAGAUAGAUUUUGAAACACUGAAAGCGUCAACAUUAAGAGAACUGGAAAAAUAUGUUGCGGCAUGUCUGAGAAAAAGACCACUAAAAUCUCAUGCCAAAAAAACAAUGAAAUCCAAAGAAGAACUCCAAUUACAGAAAAAACAGGAAUUGGAAAGACGAUUACUGGAUGUCAACAAUCAGUUAAAUUCUAGAAAACGACAAAUAAAAUCUGAGAAAGCACAACCAACAAAAGUAGUUGGAAGUGUUUCCCGACUGAGCGAGAGCAGCAGCAGCAGCAGCAGCAGCAGCUCCUCGGGCUCUGGCAGCAGCAGCAGCAGCAGCAGCAGCAGCGAGUCGAGUUCUUCAGACAGCAGCGAUUCCGAACCAGAAAUGCUUCCUAAAUUUACUGGAGUAAAACAGAAUGAUUCUGUAUCCAAAGAUAAUGUAAAGAACACGAAGAAAGAAUGUAUACAGCCUGAAACAGGGGCAAGCUUCAUAGAAGAGAUACGAUCUUCUGUGCAGGACACUACCUCUGCUGAAAGUCCGCUCGUUCAACAGCCCACACGUUCGCUUGGAAUGCCACCGAACCACCACCCGUCUGCAUUUAAUUAUCAAGAACUACCGCACUUACAGACUGUGAAAAACAUUUCACCUUUACAGGUGCUGACUCCCUCAGGUGGUUCUGAACAACUCUUGAAUGGCCCAACUGCGAUGCAUCCAUCUGGUGAUAUUGCUACAAUGGUGGUAGAAUCUGAAUGUCAAGUUCCUGGAACGAAGGAUAUAAAGAUUAAGAAUGCAGACUCUUGGAGAAGUUUGGGCAAACCAGUGAAAACGUCAAGUGUGCUAAAACCAUCUGACAAGCUCUUCAACCAAUUUAGACAAGCAGCAAUAGAAAAGGAAGUAAAAGCUCGGACACAGGAACUAAUACGGAAACAGCUGGAACAGAACACGAAGGAACCAAAAGUAUCUCAAGGAAAUCAGAGGGACCUUGGAAGUGGAUUGACUCUAGACUCUUUUUCAAAUAAAAUGCAAAACAAGUGCCAUAUAGAAAAGCAGAAGGAACAGCAGCAGUCAUUGGAAGCUCAAGACAAAAGCAAACAGCAGCUUCUCAAAGACCGGAAUUUAGCAAGAGAGAAAGAGCAAGAGCGGAGGAGGAGAGAAGCAAUGGCGGGUACCAUUGACAUGACUCUUCAAAGUGACAUUAUGACAAUGUUUGAAAACAACUUUGAUUGA